Molecule: messenger RNA, 414 nt
Organism: Macrosiphum euphorbiae (potato aphid)
Lineage: Eukaryota; Metazoa; Arthropoda; Insecta; Hemiptera; Aphididae
Source: the annotation of a GenBank genome assembly
AUGCUCAGGACCAGGAACGUGAGCUGGUACCACGCCGUCUUGGCCAACGUUCCGUACACCACUGGCACGUUUUCGGGGUUGCCGUUCAAAAUGAUCACUCAUGGAAUGGCAAGACUUGUGCUUCUCUUCAUUGGCGAAGUUAUCAUUGGGUUCACAGCAGUGGAUUUCCAUAUCGCUGUCGCCAGAGGUGAUCGUGAUCGUUGGAGUUUCAAUCACAAUUGUAAUUGGAUCGGUGAUUCUGGAUCCGGCUCCGACGACUUUUUUGAGGACGAUAAUGAGUUUGAAUUUUGGCCUGCGAUUAUGGUCGGAGGUGACACAAUGUUUGAGCCGUUCAAGUCAGAUUUAACUUCGAUGUUGGCUAUGACGGACUGCCAGCCACUUAAAGAUGUGUGUGAAUUCAUGAUGUCAAUAUGA